UGGUUUUUUAUUUAUUUUAUUUUAAUUAAAAAAAUACUUCUUCUUUUUCUUUUCUUCAGAUAGUAUAAAAACAUAAACGAAAACAAUCGAAUCAUUCCAAAAUUCUUCCCAGUCGAGCAGUGCUGCCAGCCCACCAGCAGAGGCAAUGUGGUGAAAUCACGUGUUGACACCACCGUCGUCGCUAAGGCAACGCAACUGGACGUAACAACAUACGCAAAAAGGAAACAAACGCAAAUCGCAUUGCCGUGUGUUAUUGUUGUUCUCUUUUCCAAAAGUAAGCUCUUCAAGGUGUUUUAUUUUGUGAUAAAUAUCCGUUCGUUUUUUUUUUGUUUUCUGUGGUCUAAUUUUGUGCUACAUAAAAAAAUAAUUAAGUAGUUUAAUACAUCCGUACAAAAAGCAAGACAAUAUCGUCGGCACAGUACGCUCGCGCGUGUGUCUUGUGAGGAGUUAUAGAAUCGAAACUUAACAAACACGCUUUUGACGCCAGAAUUGCCACGCCAAAACAAAACAAGGCACUGUACCGCACAGGAACUUUACAUCGCGCAAGGAAACGGAGCGGAGGAAAACGCAAGUCAACGAGAGACAAAAGAAGCGAUGUCUUUUGGCCCUCGGAAACCAACCAUACCGUCACGGCCUUCCCGUCCCGGUGUGGUGAAAAAACCCAUCAGCAAACCGGUAACGAAGAAUGAAGCGGCAGCAAAGCUACAACAGCAGCAAGCCGUCAAGCCGAAAGGAACAUCAUCCACUGGAGCCGCUUCCAAGAAGACGAUUGCACCCGUUGCACCAAAGCCAACCCCCCCGAAACCUCCCACCCCGGAGCCGGUCUAUGAUUAUGAGUCGGAUUUCGAGUCCGAUCAAAGCAUGCCCAGCCCAGCGGGCGGCUCGUCUAGCACGGAGAGUAGCGCCGAGAAUACGGAAUCCAACAGUUCCUCCUCGGAGGGAGGGGACGAUGAAGAGGAAGAAGAUGAGGGCGAGGAGGAGAAAAGGGAAAGUGAUCCACUGGAAAGGGUACCAAACGUUUCGGCACGUCCAGAGGUGCAAUUAAACACACCAUCGAUCGUCCCCAGAAAUGCAAGAAGCGUUGACAUUUUGAGUAAGAUCUCCCUCAACGACAUUACGGUGCAGGUGUACCGGUUCGAUCCGGAGGAGUACGCGGAGCUGAGAACUAGCUUCGGUAUUACCAGCACGGUUGCGUACGGGAAGCACACGCAGACAGACUGCGGCAUGGUGUCAACGGCUUCGCAAACAUCCGCGAUCAGUGUACGCGAUCGUGCGACUUGUAUGCAUGAAGUGAUCCGUUCGCCGUACCGCGUUGAAGAGGAAGAGGAAGGGAUCGAUCGCAUGCAUGAAGACGAUGGGGAGAACGAUGAAGUGCAGAAUUACAGCAGCUUGCAGAACAUUGAGCGUAUGUUUGGCACGCUUAACGGUGCGCUUGAACGACGAUUCUCCAAGGUCAGUGGUGGGCCGAGAUUAAUGCCCACCGCCGGAUACGACGGACGAAAGCAAAGCCAGCAACGAAGCAUUCUGCAGCUACUGCGCAAAGCUGCACCGAUCGUUGAGACAUUGCUGGAAUCGAGAAAAACUCGAAAUGAAGAGGAUAAAAGCAGCACCAAUCACAGACAGCAAGAUCAAGACGAUCGGUUGGAUGUGGUCCGUUCGUUCGAUGCUGGCAAAAUGUGUCCCGAGUUUGAGAUUAAGCUAGUGCACACGAAAGGCACAGAAGCGUCUGAGGACAUGACCACGUUUGUGCUUGAAUUUUGGGCCCGUGGAACCUACUCCCGGCCGAUGUACCGAUUCUCCUCCUGGUCUACGAUCGUGUGCGUGGACUACGAGUUGCGCAACAGUAUGAUGGUGUUCGGUGGCACUAGUGAUGGGACCUUGCAGAUGUGGCUGGGAGAUGGCGAUCGAUGUCACAGUGAGGUCUUGCCGCCGCAUCAGAUCGUAGCACCGAAGGUGCCUCGGAAGCACACGCUCAGCUGCUGCGAAUUGGUAGCUGUCAAGGUGCUGCCAGUGCCGAUCGUUCGGGACAGUAGCUUGGAGAUUGGGAGUGAGAAUGCGUUCAAUCAGGUAUUUGGACUGUUCUCUACCGGGAUCAUCGUCGUGUGGAACGUUCAGACACAGCAACAUGGCGCUGUCCGUGCAGACGAUGUACUGAGUGCAAAGUUAGGCACUCCAGGCGUUACGCUGGUACAAUCGAAGGUGAUAGACUUAGCCAGUCGUAUCGGAGGUCGUUUACCGUACGAUGCUUUACGUACGUUUGAGAAUCUCCUGCUGCACGAUCAUCAUCAGAUGGUAAUGUCUAGCGGUCAUGCCGUGAUUCGGCUGAGCCACUUCGUCCAAUCGGAGUACGAUCCUGUGCUGUUGAUUCAACCUGACUCUUCUCACUCGAUCGUUAAUCUGAAGCGGAUGGUACAAGCGAACGAUACACUGUUUGUGCUGUACUCCAACAAAACGGUGCGCGUGCUAAAACUCUGCACCGAGCCGGGUGGCCGUGAGUCGGCCCAGACCCACCAUCACAAGCACGACGAUCAGCCGCAUCUGAUGCUGAGCGUUUGCACCAACAAAUCCUGCACCAUCCAGAGCAUCGUGCACGAUGAGGCUAAACGAUACGGUAACGGGAACGGAGCGAGUGAAGGUCGAGCGGAUGGUGGUGGUGGGAGGACGCUGAUUCCGAAAGUAACCGAUCGAAGUGAGAAAGGAGAGGGUGAAGCGUUCGCCAAACCACGCUUUCACCACGGCCAGCAGAUAUUAUUUUUCGAUGCCCAACAUCCGGACGGUGGUAUGCUCAAAGACGUUUCGUACCGCGAGCGAAGGUUGGUUUAGGUUUGGCGAAAAUUGGAAUAGGAUUAAACAUUGUGUGUUUUUUUUCUUAAUCAACUUUAUUUUGAACGUAAUACAACAUCAUACAUGUGUAGAAACAGAAAA
Messenger RNA from Anopheles coluzzii, 2925 nucleotides. RefSeq lists its product as uncharacterized. Lineage: Eukaryota; Metazoa; Arthropoda; Insecta; Diptera; Culicidae. The coding region runs from base 595 to 2823 and encodes 742 amino acids. The transcript has 5 exons. The record is from RefSeq and is a predicted model, not a curated record.